Molecule: messenger RNA, 2084 nt
Organism: Manis pentadactyla (Chinese pangolin)
Lineage: Eukaryota; Metazoa; Chordata; Mammalia; Pholidota; Manidae
Gene: CIAPIN1
Product: cytokine induced apoptosis inhibitor 1
Exons: 9
Coding region: 160-1098 (312 amino acids)
Biological process (GO): iron-sulfur cluster assembly
Cellular component (GO): cytoplasm
Molecular function (GO): iron-sulfur cluster binding
Source: RefSeq, a predicted model, not a curated record
CGCGCCGCGACUGGCAUCACCGGGGCUCGGCGCGGCCACUUCCGCCCUCCCUGAGUCGUCGGAGCCUCGGCAUCUCGCGAUAGGCGCGAGGCGCGGAGUCGGCAGCGGCGGCGAAGCCGGCAGCGAGCACAGGGCCGCAGGUCCAUCAGCACUGCAGGAAUGGCAGAUUUUGGGAUCUCACCUGGCCAGUUUGUCGCAGUGGUCUGGGAUAAGUCAUCCCCAGUGGAGGCUCUGAAAGAUCUGGUGGAUAAGCUUCAAGUGUUAACUGGUGAUAAGGGCCAAGUGUCUGUGGAAAACAUCAACCAGCUGUUGCAAUCUGCCCACAAAGAAUCCAGCUUUGAUGUUAUUUUGUCGGGUGUAAUUCCUGGAAGCACCACUCUCCACAGGGCUGAGGUUUUGGCUGAGAUGGCCCGGGUCCUUCGGCCUGGUGGAUGUCUUUUUCUGAAAGAGCCAGUAGAAACAGCUGUAGUUAACAAUAGCAAAGUGAAGACGGCCUCUAAGCUGUGUUCGGCCCUGACUCUUUCUGGCCUUGUGGAAGUGAAAGAGUUGCAGCGGGAAUCCUUGAGUCCGGAGGAGAUACAGUCUGUUCAAGAACAUCUAGGUUACCAGAGUGACAGCUUGCUCUCUGUGCAGAUCACAGGCAAAAAACCCAACUUUGAAGUGGGUUCCUCUAGUCAACUUAAGCUUUCUAUUGCCAAGAAGUCUUCUCCUUCAGUGAAGCCUCCUGUGGACCCUGCAGCUGCCAAGCUCUGGACCCUCUCAGCUACUGAUAUGGAGGAUGACAACAUGGAUCUCAUUGACUCAGAUGAGCUUCUGGAUCCAGAAGAUUUGAAGAAGCCAGAUCCAGCUUCCCUGCGGGCUGUUUCAUGUGGAGAAGGGAAGAAGAGGAAGGCCUGUAAGAACUGCACCUGUGGCCUUGCAGAAGAACUGGAAAAAGAGAAGACAAGAGAACAGAUGAGCUCCUUACCCAAGUCGGCUUGUGGAAAUUGCUACCUGGGCGAUGCUUUCCGCUGUGCCAGCUGCCCCUACCUUGGGAUGCCGGCCUUCAAACCUGGGGAGCAGGUGCUCCUGAGCAACAGCAAUCUCAGUGAUGCCUAGAAGGGACCCAGCAUGGGACACAUCUCCUCCAGCCCACUCCCAUCCCUCAGGCCCCACCACUGUGCUUCCUCCCAUCUCCUCUGGGUUUGCUCACUCUGUUUAAACUCCAUUUGCAGGGAGGGCGCUUAGUAGACAGAGUGAAGCCAGCUGUGGGGUGCAGUGGUGUGUAAUGCUGCUAUGUAUCAAAAGAUUAAGGUGUAAUGGGGCUUGGUUACCUGAGUGGGGGGACCUGUUUCUUCACCUUGUAUUAGGGAAAGGGAGUGUGUCCUGAAGAGGCCCUGCUCUCAGUGUCAGAAUGCUGACUGUAACACCUUGAGCCCAGACAACCUUGAGUAUUAACACUGAUGGGAGUCCUGCCCCUACUGUAAGCUCAGCAGUAGUGCCACAGCUUGUCUUCUAGAGUUGGUGGUUACUCAAUGUGAAGUUCUUUGUUAUGCAAGUCAGGUAUCGCGUGGCCUCCGCAGGGCACCAAAGGAGUCACUCACUGGUUGCUGUAAUCAUAUCCAGUGUCCCUCUGCCCCCUUCCACUCCCACCCUAUCCAUCUUACUGUACUGCAUCUGUGUCCUGUUGUGAUUCCUGUUAAUCUGCAGUUAUUAAACGUGUACUUCAGCAUAUCAGUUGUAAGAGGGGAUAUGUAUGUGUACGUGAUGUCUGACACAGCUGUCCAGGCUCACUUUGGACCACAGGACUUUGUUUUUUGGAGAAACUUCAUGUCCCACACAAAUGGGACCAGUCCUACACUUGUGGAUCAGGGUCUCCAUCUACUUUAGAAGAGUCCACAUUAAGGAGAAUUAGAGAGAAACAAGACAGAAAUCUGAACCAACAACAAAUCCUCUGAGCUGGAGACCCUUCAUUUUCCUUGUUCCCCAGCCACACAGACUUGAAAUUGAUCUUGUGAAAUCAUUGGAGAGACUGUGUAGAUUGAAGAGACCUGAAUUUUUUUCCACUCAUAAAUAAAAGUGUUCGUUGGUGUUUGUCCUUGGAA